AUGUCUUUCGAGGGUCUGCAGGAGCGGCUGACAGCCCUGCAAGAGACCACGUCUCAGCUGAAGGAGCUUAUCGAAAGGCUCCAGAACCUCAAGUUUCAACCUGGCUCUGUGCCGUUAGGAACAGAUGAGGACAGUAGUGUCAGUGCAGAACUGAGCUCAGAGAUCAGUCAGAUAUUGAGGGAAGAGGAGGACGAAUUAGAGCUCUUGGGGGAGGAGAUUGAGGAUCUCAGGGCCGGCCGACCAGGAAGCGAAGCCGAGCAUACAAAGACCCGUCUUAAGGAUGGCCUGGACCGGUUGAGGCAAGAACUCAAGAGCUCCCGAGUCACCUUCCGCAAAGCACAACUGGCAGCGAAACACAACCUGUCCCAGGCGCAGCGCCUUGAGCGUGAGCUUCUGCUGCAGUCAUACUCCCAGCCAGUCUCCGAAGCAUCCUCUCCUUUACUCGGUGCCCAAAAGGCACAAUUGCCCGAUGUCGUCCGGCAUCGACAUGUUCACCAGACCCGGGACAGCCAUAAUGCUAGCUCGUUGACGGAGGACGACAAACAGACGGUCGGAGCGAGCAGUAAUGUGACAAGCGCUCUUCGACGGACGCACGAUUUGAUUGCGGCGGAGCUCGCGCGCAGCGAGUUUGCGCACCAAACGUUGACGGAGUCAUCGGCGGCACUGGCACAGCUCAACGAGUCAUACGGCUCUCUCGAUACUAUGCUAGCAAGUUCGAAAGACCUGUUGGGCACGUUGCUACGAUCUCAGAAGAGCGAUACGUGGUAUCUACAGACCGCGCUUUACAUGCUGAUGGCAACGGGCGCGUGGCUGCUGUUCCGAAGGUUACUGUACGGGCCUCUAUGGUGGCUGCUUUGGCUGCCAUUGCGGCUGAUGUUCAAUAUCACCAUUGGCAGUGGCGGAGCAGUGGUCAAGUAUGCUGGUUCCGGAGGGAAGGCAUCGGAGUCGGCCGUGGCCGAUAAGGCCAAGGUUGAUGUCGAGGGUCUACCGGAUGAUUCGCUGCCUACCAUCAACGUACGGGAGCCGCAGCGAUCGGCAGCAGCCGGUGGAGAUCCCGAGUCUUUCGUAGAGAAGGUGGGUAAGAUUGUGGAGGAGAUGCCGGCAGAGAUCGGCGAGGAGUCGAUCGUUGAAAACGACAGUGAUGUUGAAGGGAAGCUUGCUGGUGAGGUUGAAGCUGACCAGACCGUCAGCGAUGAAACAAGGCAAGGGGUGCAGGAGGAAGUCAGGCAGCGAGAUGAGCUGUAA
This is a messenger RNA of Colletotrichum truncatum, 1245 nucleotides long. RefSeq names its product SEC20 domain protein. Gene Ontology annotation, molecular function: SNAP receptor activity. NCBI's taxonomy places the organism in Eukaryota, Fungi, Ascomycota, Sordariomycetes, Glomerellales, Glomerellaceae. Gene Ontology annotation, biological process: retrograde vesicle-mediated transport, Golgi to endoplasmic reticulum. Gene Ontology annotation, cellular component: SNARE complex; endoplasmic reticulum. The record is from RefSeq and is a predicted model, not a curated record.